Messenger RNA from Fulvia fulva, 1368 nucleotides. RefSeq names its product Succinate--hydroxymethylglutarate CoA-transferase. Gene Ontology annotation, molecular function: catalytic activity. The transcript has a single exon. NCBI's taxonomy places the organism in Eukaryota, Fungi, Ascomycota, Dothideomycetes, Mycosphaerellales, Mycosphaerellaceae. The record is from RefSeq and is a predicted model, not a curated record. Bases 1 to 1368 code for a protein of 455 amino acids.
AUGUCUCAUCGUGCGCCCUCUCUCUUCGCCGCUAGGCACAGGCCGUUGUUUCGAUUGUGCAGCAACGUCGAUGAUACACGCCAACUUGUGUCCCAGGCAAGACGCGAAAGCUUCAUCCGAGUCCCAGGUACCAAUUGGGACCAGGCGGCGUUCAGAAAGAGCCGCUCGUUCAGCUCCUCCACCCGAGCCCGCGACCUUCAACAGGCCAAGCAAAACGACACAGCCAGCAACCUCCCCCUAUCAGGCACCCUCGUGGUCUCGCUCGAACAAGCCAUAGCCGGGCCCUUCUGCACCCGCCAACUCGCAGACCUAGGCGCCCGCGUCAUCAAAAUCGAACGCCCUGGCCUCGGCGACUUCAACCGCUACCACGACAAACGAGUCAAAGGGCAAUGCUCCCACUUCGUCUGGACGAACCGCAGCAAAGAAUCCUUCGCCCUAGACCUCAAGAACCCCGCAGACCUCUCAGCGCUCAAAACGAUCUUAUCGAAAGCCGACGUCCUCGUGCAAAACCUCGCCCCAGGCGCCACGGAACGCAUGGGACUUGAUUACAAUGUUCUGAAGGAAAAGUACCCCAAAUUGAUCGUCUGCGACAUAAGCGGCUACGGCACCACCGGCCCCUAUAAAGACAAAAAAGCCUACGACCUCCUAAUCCAAGCCGAAUCCGGUUUCCUCAGCAUCACAGGCUCCCCCAACCAACCCGCAAAAGCCGGCUGCAGCAUAGCCGACAUCGCCGCUGGGACGACCGCUUUCAACAAUAUCCUCGCAGCGCUCAUAAACCGCUCCAAGACAGGGCGGGGUUGUCGUCUGGAUGUCAGUAUGCUCGAGAGUAUGGCCGAGUGGAUGACUUUCCCAUUAUACUACGCCUACGAAGGCGCUGAGCCGCCCGCAUUAGCCGGGGCGGAGCAUGCGAGUAUAUAUCCCUACGGACCGUUUCAGUGUCGUGACGGGGUGGUCAUGUUGGGGAUGCAGAAUGAGAGGGAGUGGGGGAUUUUUGCUAGGGAGGUGUUGGGGAAGGGGGAGUUGGUGGGGAAAGAGAGGUUUGGGAGUACGGCUGAGAGGUCGCGGAAUCGGGGGGAGUUGAAGGGGAUUAUUGACGGAGUCUUUAGUCAGUACUCAACCGAGGAGGUGCUGGAGAGGUUGCAGAGAGCUGGAAUAGCGAAUGCGCAGUUGAAUGAUAUGGCGAAGCUGUGGGACCAUCCUCAGCUUAAGGCCCGAAACAGGUGGAGUGAGGUUGAUACGCCCAAUGGGAAGAUUCCUGCCUUGAAGCCUGCUGGUGCUGCUGAAGGGAUGGAGGUGAGGAUGGAUGCCAUUCCGAGUGUUGGGGAGCAUAGUGAGGCUAUUUUGAAAGAAUUCGGUAUUGAAAGAUGA